AGUUCCGAUCUGGGACCAGCUAUAAAAUCAAGAAGAGGACUUAGAAUCUUAUGUAAGAAUUUUUGGAGGUGCAUAUGGUUAUAACUCUUUACUUAUGGAUGAUAAUCUACAUCUGUCUACAUUAAGAAAACUUUAUUGACAAAUUCUGUGGAAAUGAAGCCAUUGAGCAAAUACUGUGGCCAGCAAAACCUUCUUAUCUUACCCCAAUAAAGAGCUUAUAGGAUUACCUUGUGAAAGCAGCUACAGGGAUACAUCCUCCUCCUUGAGAUAUUAAUGCCAUGAAGACCUCGUUGCUGGAGGAGUGGAACUUAAUUCCCCAAAGUGUGAUGAUUGAUGAUUCUGUGAAGAAGAUUUUGGUUCUGGGUCUGGAUAAAGCUGGAAAAAGUAGUUUUUUAUCUCACUUGUCAAAAGCUGAAGACAAUGCUAAUAAACCAGAACAUACUGAGGGAUUUAGUGUUGUAUCUGUAAACUGCAAAAAUGGGAAGACAUUGAAUUUUUGGGAAAUUGGAGGCUCAGUGAAUAUCCGUGUCUACUGGUCCAAUUUCGUUCAGGAUACGGAUGUUUUAAUAUAUAUAGUUGAUUCGGCAGAUGAUCACAGACUUGCAGAAUCAAUUCAAGAGCUUCAUAAACUAGUUGCCUGUGAUAGACUAAAGAAAGUUCCAAUAUUUAUUUUGGCAAAUAAACAAAUUUUCAGAAGCUAGUUUGCUGAAAAUUGAUGUGAUUACUGCUGAUUGGUCGACGACAUGGUUUCUGCUGAUUGGCUGAUAACAUGUCAAGAAUGUGUGAAGUGUGAAAUUGGUCAACUCCAAACACACUAUC
Stegodyphus dumicola is the source of this 819-nucleotide messenger RNA. RefSeq lists its product as uncharacterized. Gene Ontology annotation, molecular function: GTPase activity; GTP binding. NCBI's taxonomy places the organism in Eukaryota, Metazoa, Arthropoda, Arachnida, Araneae, Eresidae. The record is from RefSeq and is a predicted model, not a curated record.